AAUGGCGAUUGCGUGCUUUUUGGUUUUAAUUGUUAGCGUGAUAGCGUCUAUAAAACGACGAGAUUAAAUCAAGAACAGUGAAUAUAUUAUGUUUUGUGACAAACGUAGUAAAUUUGUCAUGACAAUUAAAACUGCUUUAUUUGAUCUUCAGAAGUAGCACUAAUUCGAACGACUGUUUCGAUAUUAUUGUUCCAUCAGGAUUCAAAAUGUUAUCAGAUGAAUCAAGUAGUGAUUCAGAAACGGGCCGAUUCAAAUGUCAAACUAAUAAAGAUGAUGAUGCAAAAUCUCAUAGAAGAGAAGAAAAUACUAGCUCGGCUGGAAGGAGUAGGAAUGUUGAUGAGAGGUACAAUAGAGAAUUUGGUAGAAGAAGAAAUGAUAGGGAUAGGUUUGAUAGGCGCUCUAGAGAAAGAAAUAGGUACAGUAGAUAUUCACCAAUAAGACGUAGACAAUCAAGAGAUAGAAGUAGAGAAAGAAGAAAAGAGAGUGAUAGGUAUAGACCCAGUAGAGGCUCUAGGGAACGAACUAGACCCAAAGAGCAUAGUUUGAGUAGAGAUAGAAGAAGAAAAUCCAGAUCUGGAUCUCAUAAGUCCCCAGUACCAAGUAGAAAUAUAAGAGAUGAAAUAAAGAAUUUAAUUACUACUACUGAUAAAAAAUCUGAAAAGUAUGAGAGGAAUGUUGAUAAGGAAAGUUCAUUGUCUCCAAACCAUGUAGUGAAAAGGUCUGAAGUUCAUAAACCUACUACCCAAGAACAGUCUAAAAGAAAAAGUGACAGCCCUAUACUUGUAGAAGAAGAUAAUGACUAUAGUCAUGAUGAAGUUCAACCGGGGUCAUACUAUAGUAUGAUACCAGCAGUUGUCAAAGAUAAAUCGGAAGAAUCCAGUGAAAUUGAUUCAUCAGAUGAUGAAAAGCUUAGAGCUAAACUUUUAAACUUAGAAAAAGAGUUUCACAAAAGUAAAAAAAAGAAACAUAAAAAGAAACACAAAAAGAAGUCUAAAACAAAUAAGGAAAAGGAUGAUUCAUGUGUUUCAGUUGAAGUGACAAGUACAACAGAUAUUCAAGAAGUUAAUGAGCAGAAUACUCAAUCAACAGAAGUAUCAUCAACACAAAAGAACAAUCAAAAAGAGAGCAGUGAAGAAGGUGAGAUAUUAAGUGAAGAUGAUCAAGAUAUUGAUCCAAAUGACUUAAGACAUAAACUAAAACGCUCAAAAAAUGGGUCACAAGAAAAAAUGUCUCCAAAGCUAGAUGCUUGUGGACCAGCCUUACCUCCUCACUUACAAAAACGUUUUCGGAAAAGUUCUUCUCCUAGUGAAGCUAGUAAUGAGACAUCAAAGGCAGAAAGAGCCAGGAAUAUAGGGCCAAUAAUUCCAAGUGAUAUGCGUAAAGUAUUAGCUGAGAGAAGUCCAGAAAUAAUAAAAGAUGAGAGUUCAGAUGAAGAUACGGGUAUAGGCCCACUACCUACUGGUGCUGAAGAAAAAAUGACUGAUGCCCACAAACGUCUAGAAGAAAGAGCAUAUGAGUUGAAAAUAAAACAGCUUGAUGGACAUACACUAAAUGCAAAAGACACCAAAUCGCGAGAGCAAUGGAUGCUUGAAUUGCCGGAGGGAAAAACAAAAUUCCUUGGUUUGGAAGCUCGCGGUUUCAGAGCAAAAGAAGGCCCUGAUAUGUCAGAUAGGUCAAGUUGGACUGACACGCCGGAAGAGAAAGCGCGGAAGGCAGCGGGUAUCGCGAAAGAGGAAGACUCAGCGGAAGCGCUGCAAAGAGAGGCGAAAGAGCGGCACAUUUCUAGUAGAGAUGAAGAACAGGAACAAGCUGUUAGAAAACAUAAGAAAAAGCAUAAACGCGAUGAAAGCUUGUUGGAAAUUCAUCAGAAAAAAUUGAAAAAGAAGAAGAAGAAAGAAAGCGAGGAUAAGAAGGAACGUCGUCCAUUUAGCCGAGACGUAGACCUUCAAGUCAAUCGUUUCGACGAAGCACAAAAGAAAUCUAUUAUCAAGAAAGCACAAGAUCUAAAUACACGGUUUUCUAGUGGCGAAGCAAAAUUUUUAUAACAAAUAACACAUAAAUUCGUACUCGAUUUGAAUGUACGAAAAUAAACAAACACUUAAUUUGUAUAUUAUGGUCUAAGCGAGGAAUUGAUACAUAGAAGAAACAAUAUAAAUCCUAUGAAAACUUUAUACUGCCAUACACGCCUACGUAAUAGCAAAUCAUGAAAUGAUUUAACAUUAUUAAAAUUAUGAUCUUGCAAUCAAUGACGUACAAUAAACAACUAAACAGACAAACACGCUCAGAAAAUGUCCGAAGUAAAACUGUGCCUUCACAUUUAUUGGGUAGAGUUUUCUAGUGAACAUCUAUAAUAGUCCAGGAUCCUUCGCCAAUUUUUGCACGUGAUUACUAUCAAGAUAAUUAUCCUUGAGUAGCUUUAUUUUGAUGAGACGCCCAAUAAUUUCCUGUACGAAACUCUCGAUUGUGGUAGCUAACAGAGGUAACAAGGAU
Molecule: messenger RNA, 2490 nt
Organism: Colias croceus (clouded yellow)
Lineage: Eukaryota; Metazoa; Arthropoda; Insecta; Lepidoptera; Pieridae
Product: GPALPP motifs-containing protein 1
Exons: 6
Coding region: 207-2045 (612 amino acids)
Source: RefSeq, a predicted model, not a curated record